Naegleria gruberi is the source of this 752-nucleotide messenger RNA. RefSeq lists its product as uncharacterized. The record is from RefSeq and is a predicted model, not a curated record. Lineage: Eukaryota; Heterolobosea; Eutetramitea; Acrasida; Naegleriidae. The transcript is spliced from 3 exons. Bases 1 to 714 code for a protein of 237 amino acids.
AUGACUACAUCACUUACUGAACCACUUUCUGGUUCUGCUGGAAGAGAGUUGUCUUCGUGGGAGAAGACCAAGAAGGUUCUCAGAACAAUCUCUCGUAAUACAAUUGGUAAUAGAAGAUUGAGAAUGUAUUUGCUGUCUGUUUUCAAGAUUGUAGUCAUUUCCUUCGUUCAAGCAAACGAUUUAUUGGGCAUCACAACUGGCCAUCUCGUCGAUGGUGAAACCGAUGUCCAAUUCGGAUUGAAAAUUACUUCCUACAUUGCCAUGAUUUGUAUUCCAAUCCUAUUCACAUUCCGUUACAUUCGUGAAUUGAUUGCUGUGAAGAGAAAGAAACCACUCACCAUCUGGAUCAAUUGGAUCGAAAGCAUUAUUUAUUUCAUCUUUUGCAUUUAUUCAUUUGCCACUGGUAUUAUUCACUUUGUUUAUUUAGGUCGUGAGUAUGAUUACAAUUACAAUAAGAGAAAGAAGGAUCCUGCCUACUUUGCCAACAAAUCAGCAAGUUUGGAGGAACAUUUGGCUGUUGAAAUUUUGGAAGUUUUGGUGCAGUGGUAUGUGAUUUUUGAAAAGGCCACUCACUACACUCAUGCCAGUCACAGUGUUUCAAUCUUCUUGGCUAGACCUGUUCAUGUUGGUCAUCAUGACGAUCACAGUAGUGAAUAUAAAUUGGUUUCUCAACACGAGGAUGACGAUGGAGGUGAUGAUGAUCAUCAUGAAUAAGUCAUAUAUUUACAUAAUAAACCAUUUGUAUUUAUUGG